AUGAGGCCGAGAGCAGGCUCCACCGGGGCCCACCUCUGGGUGCCGCUGUGGCCCCUGCUGUGCGUCCUGGUCCUGGCCGGAGGCUCCACGCCGGGCCCCGAGGACGUCCGGAGCACCGCCGCCGUCGCCACCGCCGCCGCCGCGCCGCCCGAGGACGGGACCGGCACCACGGUCCAGCUGCAGCCGGGCCUGCAGACCGAAGCCCAGACGCAGACGGACGCACCGCCGGACGCCGAGACUCAGACCGCCACCGCAAACUACACAGGUCUGUCCUGCGUCGCCGUCCUCCCGCCACGUCGGGGUUCCUUCUACGUGGAGACGGGCACCGGCGUGUCGGUGGGCAGCGUGCUGGCCUUCUGGUGCCGCGAGGGAUACCAGCUGGUCGGCAGCGACAAAAUCUACUGCAACGUCAGGAACGGCAAGCCGCAGUGGAGCAACUACCUGCCCGUCUGUGAAGCGAUUCCCCGGCCGGAGGACCGCGGCCUGAGAGUGGCUGUCCUGGCUUCAGUGGUGAGCGGCAUCGUCAUCCUCGCCAUGUCGCUGUCCUUCCUCAUCUGCUGCCUGCAGGAGCGAUCCAGCCGCAACCGAGACCGAGCCAAGAGGGACGGACGCAGCAGGCGCAGGGAGAAGCGCUCGGCCCGGCGCAGCGAGUGCUGGUUGGAGCGGGAGGAGGGGGAGUGGGACUCCUUCCCUCCGCCGAAGAUCUUCCACCUGUCCCAGAGGAUGGACCCCCGCCUGGCGCCCGACAGCCCCCUCUACCUGACCGGAGGCCUCACGGGAUACGAGAACAGAGGCUACCAGAGGAGUCAGGAGAGUUUGCUGAAAGCCUCGCUUCCCGGACUCUACCGCUCCGAGUCUCAGCUGUACCCGCACGUCGUCCUGCAGAGGGUUCCCACUCCGACGGCGCCCUCCGCCCCUUCAGCGCCCUCCGCCCCGGUCUACCUCCACCUCCCCCCGUCCUCCUCCUCUGCCACCCCACCCGCCUCCAGCACAGCCACCGCCCCUCAGCCUCACAUCAUGCCCUCCUACCCCACCCCGACAUACCCGCCCAACCACAGUGGAGCUGCUCCCGCCUACCCGAACCCAACACCGGCGCCCAUUUACCCAAACCCCAACCCGACGCCGCAGCGGCCGUGGCAGUAACGCAGCCGUCCGCAUCACAAGACAAAAAGUAAUACAACUUACAGUGACAUCCGAAGAUCUACAGGACGGUUUUCCUUGAUGUUCUUAUGAUGUCACAACGCCAAGGUGCUGCUACUGAAGACGUCGAAAGGAACGUUUUACGAGUUUCAGUUUCGGGGACCCUGUGGCGCCAUCUAGAGGCACGUUUUGACGCCAUGUUCCGGAGAUGCAGAGUUAGCCAUGUUCUUAUUAAAGACCCUCUUCUCUCCCUCACAUGGCUGUGAAUAAGAUCAACAAUCUGCACUCCAUGUCCAAAAUCUUCCCGAUGUCUGACAAACGUCUUUGAGAGAGGCGAAGGGAAAGCCGCGAGGAGGUGGAGAAAAAGGAAAAUCCCGAUGUAGCCGGUGUAGAAGUUCCACUUUUUACUGCAUGCUUGCUGACUCUCCUCCGCACUUUGGCUUUGUCCCUACAAGGAACUCUUUUUGGAAAAUUGAGAGUUUUGCUUUCUUUUCAGCCGUUGGAAGCGAAACGAUCCGGUAGCUAGUUCCCUUGACUUCGCUGGACAGUUGCUGCACGCUUCCUCGGUCCCUGAAAGGAUUUCUUCAAAGAAAGUUUUCCUCGUGUUUGUUUUUGGGCGCCACAAAUGACAGGAAAAGGUCGGACACACUGCAGUUUUGCUUUAGGUAAUGCUAAUUUGCUUCAGUUGUGCAAAUGUAGAAUAAAUAUUUGGAAGAGGGCUUUGGCAAUAGCUGCUGAAGUUUGGGGGCGGCUCAGAAAUGUGGCUUUUUUAACGUUCUCUGUCUUCCUGCGGUCGGAAUAAUCUACUGUAGAUGUAAAACCCACAGAUGGAUUUUUUUUUUUCCUGUUAAGGUAGAGACUCACCCAAACCCCUGAACUCAGUGGGUCAGUUGUGUCUAAUGGGUAAAUUACUAUUUAACCUUAACCCGUUUGUACUGUGCAAUGCGUUUGACCAGAGCCAUGCUGUAUGUAAUGACAUUUAAGGGGAUGGCUUUUGCAUUUUACAGCUUCCCAUCCAAUGUCUUUGUGUUUUCCCAUGGUGCACUGGGAAAACAGAUUGGCGCUUGGGACCUGUGAUCAGAAGGAGCACUGUGAAUUAACGCUACUGUUGCUGCAAGCGUUGAACAGACCAGACAUUGUGUUGUAUAUAUGGGUUUUAACAGAGCGGCCGUUUCUUUCUCCCAGCACUUUUUAAACCCCUCCUUUCUUUCUCACAAAAAAAAAAAAAAAAAAUCAAACUUAAGUUUAUUUUUCUCUGUCUGCACUGCCAGAACUCAUUUUGUUACAUAAAUAUUUUAACCAAAGUUUGUGUUAUGGUUGGCAGUUUAUCUGGACAUCUGUGAAGUCCAAUAUUCAGCACCCUAGAUGGGUUUAGUAGCAUAAAGAGGAUUCACAACUGUAACACUGACCUGACAUCAGAGCUCAGUCAAACACUAAUUGCACAUAAUUGUUAAAUCUUAAAAUAAUAAUUGGUUUAAAUAUACUUUCUGGACUGGUGGGUGGCAUUUGCUGCAAUUCAGACAGUAGCUGUGUUUAUAUGGACCAUAAUAUUCCACUAAUAAUCAGAAUUUUAAAAAAGUCGCAACUUCAAACAGAAAAGACUGGCCUGACUGGAAGGAAUUCAAAGUGGUGGUGUUCAGUAAGAAAAUAUUAGCACCUAAUAACCACAGAAACACUUAAUGUGAUCAUUUCUCUCUGGUUGGAAUAAAUCUUUUCUUUCUGCACCUGUUUGCCCACAUGAGGGGAACAUCAGGUGACAGGACGAGUUUCCAGGAGGGACAGAAACACAACUGGCCUGUUGUCAGGAUUAAAUCUUUAAAGGACUGUUGAACGCCUCCGUGGUUGAAAGGCUGGAAACCACGAGUCGUUCAAACAGCAAAGCCGGAAUCCACCGAACCAUCGAGCAAAUCAAAAAGCUGCUGGAAAACUUUGAAGGCUGCCCGUUACAAGAAUAAAAGUCCAAACCAGCCAGACGGGUUUCAUUUUUACAGUCUGAUGGACGACCUGAUGGGGGCGCCACCACUGGCCAACAUCACUCAGCCUGUAUAAUAUUUGUAUUACAUUUAAAUUUCCAUCAGAUAAAAGGCUUUCCAACAAGAGGAGCCACUUUGUGCAGGUCAAAAAAGUUGCCUUGUCUUAUCGGAUCACUUUACUCAGUGUCCAUGUCAACAGUGAAGCUGGAAUCAGAAUGAAGAAAUAUCAUCCAUGUAACUGCAGCUACUGUCAGAUAAAAAGUUAAUUAUACAAAAGUAUGCAAAACUGAUUUUUCAACCCCACCCACCUGAUACUCUGUAAGCAGAUUAAAACAAACAAAAAGAAUUAUUUGGAAAUAGUCUCUGAUGAAGGUGUUUUGAAAUACACUGUGACUGGAUACAGUUUUCCCUCUCAGGUCUGUGGAUUGGUGAGGUGGAGAGACUCCACCUCACUGAAUCAGCAUUUUGAUCAUGUAAUGUAAAAAAAAAAAAAUGCUUAAAUUGAUUCAGACUCUGCUCCUGAACUCCUUGCAGCUCUUUGGCUGUGCAGCAGGUAAGGAAAUCCCUCCUAAUUCAAGGGGAAAAGCAAUUUAUCUUCACAAAACCUCAAACAAGCAACUAAAUCUCCCGCACUUUUUUUUUUUUUACAUUUGCUGGCAUCUUGAAUCAUAAACUGAAGGAAGAGCCCCUUCAUUGUUGUUCUUUUAGUGAAUUUACUUGCUAUCUUUGGGGCUUGUUUGUUUGAUUUUGGAGGUUUUGAAUAGGCACACUAAUAAAUCUGCACUUUAUGGACAUUUUUUUUUUCUUGGAGAAGUGAGGGCUAUGAUGGCAUGAACUGCCAGUCCUCUGUAUUUAUUUUCAAGUGUCUGUUGUACCCCAAGACUGCCAUAAAACCUGAAUAAAGAGAUUUUUGUUUAGC
Molecule: messenger RNA, 4032 nt
Organism: Myripristis murdjan (pinecone soldierfish)
Lineage: Eukaryota; Metazoa; Chordata; Actinopteri; Holocentriformes; Holocentridae
Product: sushi domain-containing protein 3-like
Exons: 6
Coding region: 1-1143 (380 amino acids)
Source: RefSeq, a predicted model, not a curated record